AAAUCAGCGAGUCAAGAACUCAAUUCUCAUUUCCAAAACUCGUCGUUACCUUCUCUUCUCGGUACUAUCCGUUUCUUCUUCCUCUCUCCUUCCAAAUUUCUCCAUUCCCAAUUCUCUAUCUCCCAAUUCAUUCACUCACAUUACUACAGACUCUAUAUAUACCCAAACUAUACAUACACCUAUAGAUACAGUGACAGAGAGUAAGAGAAAUGCCGCCAAACCCUGCGGAGGUGAAACGAGCGGAGCUUUUGAGAAAUGACGGGAACAAUUACUUCAAGAAAAACCGUUUUGGAGCAGCAAUCGAUGCUUACACUCAGGCGAUAACGUUUUGCCCUAACAUUCCGGUUUAUUAUACCAAUCGUGCUCUGUGCCAUCUCAAGCGCAAUGAAUGGGAGAGGGUUGAGGAAGACUCUAGAAGAGCAAUUCAGCUGGACAGCAAUUCGGUUAAGGCGCACUAUAUGUUGGGACUUGCGUUGCUACAGAAACAAGAGCUUCCGAAAGGAAUCAAAGAAUUGGAAAAGGCUUUGAAUCUUGGGAGAGGUGCCAAUCCACAAGGUUAUAUGGUAGAAGAAAUAUGGCAAGCGCUUGCAAAAGCAAAAUACAGAGAGUGGGAACGUGCUUCAUCCCAGCGAUCUUGGGAUUUGCAGAACUUGAAAGAAGCCUGUGUGUCUGCUAUAAAGGAAAAACAAUAUCUCGGAGCUAUCUCUGAGUCAGAAGGAUUUAUAGAUGAUGAUGCUACUUCCUAUUUGAAACAUUUGGAGGCUAUUGAAAGAGUUUUCAAUAAAGCUGCAGAAGACGAUAUACCAGCUGAGAUUCCAGAUCAUCUAUGCUGUAGAAUAACACUUGAUAUUUUUCAUGAUCCUGUAAUCACUCCAAGUGGACUUACAUAUGAGAGGGCAGUGCUUCUUGAUCAUCUUCAGAAGGUGGGUGGUUUUGAUCCAAUCACAAGGGAGAAACUUGAUCCAUCACAACUAGUACCAAACUUGGCCAUUAAGGAAGCAGUCCAUGAGUUUUUGGACAAACAUGGGUGGGCUUACAAGAUAGAUUAAGUUGUAAAUUGACAGUUUGUUGCAGGUUUUGUUUGCUUCGGAGAUUUAGAUGAUUACUGCUAUACUGUUGCAAGUGUGGCCAAUUCAUAUGCUAAUAUUGUUUGUUGCUAGUGUUUUGACUUUGAACAGCUUAUUGUGAAGUGUACAUAUAUGGUUUUGGCUGUGAUGUUUUGUAUAUAAUAUAGUUGUCAACUCCAUUGUGGAUCCAAUGGUGUGUUGCUACAUUAUUCAAUGAAUUUAACAAUUGGGUUUUAUAUCACAA
This is a messenger RNA of Vicia villosa (hairy vetch), 1311 nucleotides long. RefSeq names its product E3 ubiquitin-protein ligase CHIP-like. Gene Ontology annotation, molecular function: ubiquitin protein ligase activity; protein-folding chaperone binding. The record is from RefSeq and is a predicted model, not a curated record. The transcript has 8 exons. Gene Ontology annotation, biological process: protein polyubiquitination; proteasome-mediated ubiquitin-dependent protein catabolic process; cellular response to misfolded protein. Bases 210 to 1049 code for a protein of 279 amino acids. Gene Ontology annotation, cellular component: cytoplasm. Lineage: Eukaryota; Viridiplantae; Streptophyta; Magnoliopsida; Fabales; Fabaceae.